Messenger RNA from Tribolium madens (black flour beetle), 1905 nucleotides. RefSeq lists its product as uncharacterized. Lineage: Eukaryota; Metazoa; Arthropoda; Insecta; Coleoptera; Tenebrionidae. Bases 308 to 676 code for a protein of 122 amino acids. The transcript is spliced from 3 exons. The record is from RefSeq and is a predicted model, not a curated record.
CACCACGGGUAUAGUUGCCCUCAAAACCUACUGACAUCCAAAUUUUUUAAUUCAAUUUUGAAACACGAGUUUCCAGACCUGUCUAUUUUACGAUCGUGGUGUCGAUAAACUAAAUUAGAUUGAAUUAUUUAGAUUCCUUUACGGAUUUAAAAUUGCCGCCUACGGAAUUCUUCGGAUUUUUUAAGUAACUUCUACCAAAUCUUGUUGCUGCAAGGUUGGCAACACUGAUUUAUCUGUUCUGUUGUUCUGUGGCAGUCAGUUACCCACGUGGUCGCGGCCGCUUGUUUUUGCUGUUUUUUUGCUGGUAAUGGCCUUAUCAGAGAAGUUAUUUUCAACGUUAAAUGGUACAUUUCGAAAACAGCGAAAAAAAYUGGYCGUCGCAGUUUGGGAAAGUGUUCUCACCAUUAAAAUUGAUGAGCAUGGGAUGGCUUCACCAGCGCAAGAAGUCAAUCUUGAUGUCCCCAAAAAAUCGGGAGUUAUACACAUGGAAUAUAUCCAUAUUGAAGAUACGCUAGAAAAAAAUCGAUACAUUCGAUUUGGUGAUAUCCACCGAAUUAGCAAUCCGGAAACGACCAGCAUAAUGUUGGAGUUGGAAUGCGGUAAAAAGGUCAAACUAAUAUUUGGAACCGCAGAGGCGAAAGAAGAUUUCUAUGAAGCAAUUCCUGUCGUUAGAUGAAAUUAUUUUUUCCACUACUAGCUGUGAAGUUGACAAUUAUUGCGUCUCCUAGCCAACUAAGAAGUUGAAUUUCUCUAUUCAAAUGUUUUGAGAUUCUAGGGAUAGUUGUUUAACAAAAACUUGUGCAACGUAAUUUUGUAUACCCAGGAGAUUGUCUUUAACGUAUUCGCUGCUUGAAAUUACCUAACACGAUAAAAUUAUUUGAAUAAAAAUGCCAUUAUUUUAAAAUUCGCGCUCAAUCAAUAAAUGACAGAUGAGUGAUGGAUGACAUCCCGUAACUACAACAUGGCGGAAUGCGGGAGCCCGAGUUUGGUUAUGUUAAAAGACCAUCGAAACAACAGAACUUUAUUUAAACAAGUAUUAAUACAAUGAACAUAAAUUAUUGUUUCCCAAAGUUAUAAUUACGAGUAAUUGUGCAAUUGUGGCAAGUCAUAGUGAUUGUUGCACCCGAUGUGUUAGUUAGAGCUGUUGUUGGUAAAUUGGUAACCGUAUUAUGUAGAGUACUGGUUUCAUUGAUGUUAAUAGAUGAAGAUGAGGUUGAUGGAAAUGCAGCCGAUGAAGGUGAACGCUGUGACUCGACUGAUAAAUCCACAGAAGUUGAAGAUGUAGAAGGCCCUUGGAGCAUAUCUGCGAGUGACCUUUUGAGUACCAGUGACUCCUCAAUGUAACCUUCUGCUACCGUUGCAGAUUUCCAACCCCCAUGUUGUUUUAGUUGUAGUGUGUUACCACCACUAGCCGCUAAAAUAGUGGCAGAAGUUCUUCGAAAGCUAUGACUAGUGAAGGGGCAGUAGUUCGUCGUUUAACUGCUCUGCAGCUUCCCGCAUUUCAGGCAGUGUAUAAUUAAUUUCUAACAUAUUAUCCUUAUUCAAAAAAAACACUCAAACACGACAAUGACAAACGUGUGGAAAUAAGUUUUAUUAGUGGAAAUGUCAAUCUGCAUCAGACUACAAAAUAGUACUAAAAAAUAGUAUAUACACCACGGUGGCGAAGACAUUUAUAGGCCUCGCACCUUAUUCCGCUCGGGGCGAAGCCCCUCGCGUAAUAAUCUUGGUGCUCGGUCAAUAAUAAUAGUCUUCGCCACCUUGGUGUAUAAUGUACUAUUUUACUGUUUUUUUUUCAGCUCCGAUUCUGGAAAUUCCGAGUAAUCAUAAAUUUAUUUUGUUACUUACUUGAUAUAAUUAAUGUGUAAAUUAUAAUAUAUUUUUUUUAAUACACUGUUGAAAACCAAA